UUAAGGAUUUCAUUAUUGAUGGACUAUUACAGAGGGACAAGAAGAGAUAAGAAAAAUCAUUCAACUCCCAUAGAUCAUUAUCAUUAUUUGAGAAUGCAAAAUUUAUACGCCCAAAUAUGAAACUUGGAUUAAUGAGACACCCUUAAUUUGCUAAUAUGUUUGAAGAAUCUGCACUUAGAGAAAUUUACAAUGUUCAUUACAUGAAGUGGUAUAUCUUUGAUAAUCGUGUAAUUUUGACAGGAGGUAAAUUAUUCUUAAAUGAAUAGCUAAUUUAGAAGAACAAUACUUUAUUUUCAGAUAAGAUAGAUACAUGGUAUUUAAUGAAGCUAAUGAGAUUGCAGACUAUUUAGAUGAUGCCUAAUCUGCAUUGUUAUAACAUGCAUAGUAUGUAGACUUUGAUUCCAAUGCCAAAUUUGACCCUUUGAGUGCUUAGCCUUUUAAGAGAUAAUAAUAUUUUAAAGAAUUCCAUCAAACUUGGAAGAUCUUCAAAUUUAGUUACAAAGAAGCAGCUGAAAUUAAAAGUGACGAUGAAGAAGGAAUGCACUGUACUAAUUACUCUACAUAUACCAUACUUAUGAAAAUAAAUUAGUUUUUAUGAUGAAUCUUGAGAAUCUAGAUCAGUUUACUUGUCUGAAAUAUAUAAUAUUAAAAGGUGGCUUGGGCAUCUGGAUAAGAAUUUUACUAAACCAUAAUUAAUUUUGUGGAUAAUUGCAAAACUGACAUUAAAUUCAUUACUGCCAGUCCAGGA
This is a messenger RNA of Paramecium octaurelia, 748 nucleotides long. NCBI's taxonomy places the organism in Eukaryota, Ciliophora, Oligohymenophorea, Peniculida, Parameciidae. The record is from the annotation of a GenBank genome assembly.